Vespa mandarinia (Asian giant hornet) is the source of this 3301-nucleotide messenger RNA. RefSeq lists its product as uncharacterized. Gene Ontology annotation, cellular component: nucleus. The record is from RefSeq and is a predicted model, not a curated record. NCBI's taxonomy places the organism in Eukaryota, Metazoa, Arthropoda, Insecta, Hymenoptera, Vespidae.
GACUUAUAACGAACAAGUUUGAAGUUGUUUAUAUGGUUUUGCACGUGCUUUUAAUAUGAAAGAAUAUUUUAUUUUUCUUUGAUAUAAUCUUAACAAGAAAUUUUGCUUUUAUUAUACAAAGUGGACCAUAACAAGUACACAUUUUAAGAAAUAUAUUGACGUAAUCAUAAUUUAGAGAUAAAAACACGUGUAGUGGAUAAAAUAAUUAAAAAGAAAUAUGAGUGAUUUUAGUGAUGACUCUUUUUCACUUUCUGUUGAUAAACAGAAAUAUAAAAAAGUUAUAUAUCAGAUUUUACCAAAAGUAUCUAAUAGAAUGGAUAAAACUACGAAAGAUAUUUUAAAAGUGACAAUUAUUGGUUCUCAAGACUUUUCAUUAAAACUCACUGAUAAUUCUGUGAUAGAAGAUACUCAAGAUAUUUUUCCUGAUAAUAAUGAUAGAAGUACAAACGAAAAUGAUGUUAUUAUCAUUAGCGAUUCAAGCUUUGAUCAUAGUUUAGAUUAUUUUGAUAAAAAGAAGAUUAUUUCCCCUGUAGUACCAAAAGGCACUUAUAAAAGUAUAAUAAGAUCAAAAAAUUAUGCUUUAGAAAUCUCUAAUAAUUCAGAUGAAGAUGGAAGUUUCACUGAAAAAUGGAGAAAUGUAUCAGUGAGAAAUAAUGAUUUUAAUAAAUUUUCUAAUCGUAUUAAGAUAACUAUUUCACAAGAUAAAAAUUCAUUUUACACUUCCGAUGAUAGUUUUACGAAAAACAGUACAUCAAGUUCUGAAUACAAUAAAAAUACUAAUGCAUCUGAAAAUAAACAUGUUAGUUCAACACCAACAAAUAAACAACGUAAUGAUGAAAAAUCGAACAAACAGAUACAAAAUAUAUCGGAGAAAAAAGAAAAUAUAUAUACUCCUGUUUCGAAUUUAAACUUAUUAAAUAAAUUGACUAAUAAUAAUAGUAAUAGUAGUAAUAAUAAUACUAAUGAUUCUAAGAAAUCAGAAACUUGUGUACAAAUGACAAAAGGUGAUCUAAAUAAAAUAUUUAAAAAUAUACAGUCAACGAAAGCUGUUUAUGAAUCUCCAAAAACAAAAAAAACCAAUGACGCUGUAAUUGAUGAAACUUUAGAUGAUGAAAUGCAUCCAGCUUUAUUAAGUGAUGAUAAUUUAAUAAAAAAAUCUAAUAAGUUACCUGCUAUAAUAAUAGAUGAAACCCCUUCAAAUUCUGAUAUCAGAAAUCAAUCUACUGAAAUAAACACAGUAACUCCAGCUAAAAUACAUAAUCAAUCUGUUGAUUCUCCUAUAGAUAAUCAAGUAAAAACUCUAUCUGAAAGAAAAAAAAAAGAAAUUUCAAAUUGGCUUAUGACGAGUUUACCACGAUUUCAUAGUGACAAUUCUUCAUUCAACAAUGUACCUGCAAGCAAUAAAAAUAGUAUAAGUUCUGGAAACAGUAGUUUAGAAAGAUUGGAGAUGAAAUAUGAAACUCCGAAUAAUAGAGGAAAAAUGGAGUUUAAAAAUAUUGAUAAUUAUAUUACUCCAUUAAAUACAAAAAUUAGUCCUAUAGUAUCAUAUAAAUUUUUAGAAAAACCCGAUCCUCCUACACUUGCAAACGUUCUCCAGGAAAAUAAUCAAUAUGAAAAUAAAGAUAAAAAGGAAUUUAAUAAUAUGAAUGUUAUGCAAUGUACCGAUAUAUUAGAUAAGUUAUAUGGUCAAGUAUGGAGAAAUAAAGCAGGUGAUUUGCUUUCAACUCCAACAGAAAAACAAUCAAUUGUUAUGGAAAGAGAUAGAACUAUACAAAAGGAUAGAAAAGCUACAAGAAAUGAGCAUUAUUUAAUAAAGACGGCAGAUAAACAGAAUAUAUCUAAUACAGAUAACAAAGUAAGAUUAAUAAAUCAAAGACAAUCUAAAUAUAAUACUUCUUCCUCUGAGAAUGAAAGUGAAUGUUCGUAUUAUACUGCUCUAACAAAUCCACAAGCAUCAAAUAUUGUAUCUGAUAAACUUAAUACUAUAUCGUCUUCUGUUCAAAGAGAUAUUAAAAUAUGUGAUUCUGAUAAAAAAGACAAAGGUAAUACUAAUUGUGCAGUACAGAAAGUAUCAGAUAAGAAAAUAUCAUCACUUAACAAUAAAGAAAGCAGUUCUGAUACAAGUGAAUUUGAUCCAGGUGAUGAUAUUACUGAAAAACGUGUACAUAAAAGAGAAAAUAAAUUUUCAGAUAUAUAUGGAAAAAAGAAAAAUUCAACAAGGACAACAAAAAAUAAAAAUCAUCUUCCAUCCAUAGAAAGAAAGAAAAAGAAAACAUAUAGUUUCUUAGCCUCUUUAUCUGAUUCAGUACCUCUGACUAUUGCUCAUCCAGAUGCAAAAAAAUAUAGGCAAUCAUAUAAAAAGAAUAAAGAAGAGCUUUGCAAAUAUUUGUAUAAAUUAUAUAAUGAAAAUAUUUUUGAUAAAAUGUUACCUGAAGAUAUGAUAAUAGAAUGGAAUGUUCGUAUGAGAGAAGUAGCUGGUUAUUGUCAUAAUAGAUCAUAUGUAAAUCCUCAUUCAGGUAUUUACAGAACUGCAACAAUAGAACUAUCAACUAAAGUUUUAGAUGCACCCAAUAGAUUAAGAGAUACUUUAAUUCAUGAAAUGUGCCAUGCUGCUUGUUGGAUAAUAAACGGCGAGUCAAAUGGUCAUGGAUAUUUAUGGAUAGCGUGGGCUAACAAGGCCGUGGAAAUAUUCCCUGAGCUUCCUCCCAUUCGUCGUUUCCAUGAUUAUGCAAUUAAUACAAAAUACAAGUAUAAAUGUAUGGAAUGUGGAUUGAGUAUUGGAAGACAUUCAAAGUCUUUAGACAUUGAAAACAAACGAUGUGAAUGUUGUAAUGGUAAAUUUGAAUUAUUCGUCAACAAAACAACGAAAUCUGGUACAGUCCAAAUGCAAACACCAAAAAGAGAACCAUCUGCAUUUGCACUUUAUGUAAAAGAAAAUUAUAGUUCUGUGAAAAAGAACAAGAAUUUAAACCAUGCAGAGGUGAUGAAACUUUUAGGGAAAAAGUUUUCAGCAAUUAAAAUAGCAAAGGAAGAUGAUAAUAAUGCUGAUAAUGACAAAGAUUCAUUUGAUUGAAUAUAUAUUCAUUUUAUAGAAAGUCUUAUGUGAAAUUAUGUAUAUCAUAAUCACAUAUUUAAUCUUACUAUUGCAGGCACGUCAAUGUGAGAUAUGUUAAGUUAUAUAUACAAAAAUGAACUAGAUCAUAGUACAUAAAGACACAUGUUUUUACAUAAGAAUUAAAACGCGAUCAUUGUAUGUAAACUUAUAAAAAAAUAUCGUAAUAAAGAAUACGCAAGAUUUCCU